AUGCUGUUUUGCAUUCCGAAUGCCAUAAUGGUUGCACUGUAUAUGGAAGGUAGAGUAACUGUGUGCCCCUGGAUGGACGGGCAGAUGUGGAUGAGGGUCGGCUUGGUUGCCCCGCUCUGUGCCAACAAACCAUUUGCGAUGACACUGAAUCAGCAGUGGCUGCCAUUGUGUUCUGCAUUUGUGAGCAGCAUGGCUGAAGAUGCAGACAGUGGGCUGAUCAGGGAAGGCAAAGCGGCCAUCCUGCAGCAUGGAAAUGAAGUUUUCUAUAACAAGGCACAGGUCAUCAACAGGGACCUGUCCAUCGCUGUGCUAAAGUACUUUGCGGAACAGAGGGAGGCAGAGAUAGCCAGCGGCAAGCUCAACCUGAACAAGCGAAAAAGGCUUGACAAGCAGAGACAGGCAGUGCCGAUCUCCCCUCCUGUCGAAGAUACUGUGAAAGGCCUCAAGGUGCUGGAAGGGCUGGCAGCAUCUGGGCUGAGAGCCGUUCGCUAUGCACUGGAGGUUCCACAGGUUGGAAGAGUGGUUGCGGCAGAGCUGGAUGAGAAAGUCGUGGAAGUGAUGAAGAAAAAUAUUGAUGUGAAUGGCCCAGAGGCAAAACAGAAAGUUCAGCCACUGCACGUGGACACGAGGCUGCACAUGUUGCAGAAUCCUGGGGUGUAUGAUGCCGUUGAUCUCGACCCAUAUGGCACCCCAGUCCAGUUCUUGGACUCCGCAGUUCAGUGCGUUAGCGAGGGUGGCCUCCUGAUGGUCACAGCGACGGACAUGGCUGUCCUGUGUGGCAACAACGCCUCAAGCUGCUGGGUAAAGUACGGCUGCUACGCCCUGCACCGCCCGUACAUGCAUGAGCAGGCGCUCAGGAUCCUCUUGGCGUGCAUCGAGGGUCAUGCAGUCAGGUACAAGCGCCACAUUGUGCCCGUUCUCUCCCUGAGCGUUGACUUCUACAUUCGAGUUUUUGUCCGCAUCUACACAGACGCGAAUGCAACCAAAGCAUCAGCGACCAAGCUCUCGUACAUCUAUCAGAGUCAGGGCUGCGAUUCCUUUUACCUCCAGCCCGUGGCCGUGGAGAGGACCCAGGGGAAGCAAACAAAGUUCACUGCCGGCACAGGGCCCGUGGUCCCACAGGCGUGCGUCGAGACGGGCAGUGGCUUCCUGGUUGGCGGGCCCAUUUGGUCAGCGCCCAUCCACGACAUCGACUGGGUGAGGGGGAUCCUCAGCGCCUUGGAGCAGGAGCGGGCGAACUACAAGAUGUUCGAGAAAGUGCAGGGCCUCCUGACGGCCGCCAGCGAGGAGCUGCAAGACGUGCCGUUGUACAUCAACGUGCACGAAAUCUGCAAGACCGUGAAAACCUUCCCUCCCCGCGCGGACGCCUUUGCCUCCGCCAUCAAAAACGCUGGCCACCGAGUCUCCGGCACCCACGUCACCCCCCUUGGUCUCAAGACAGACGCCCCCUGGCAGGUCAUCUGGGACGUGAUGCGGACGUGGGUGCGGGACCACCCGGGCAAGGCGCAGGACCCGGACAGCUACAGCGGCAGGCUGCUGUCGCGGCCAAUCCUGACCGAGGUCCGCUUUUCUCACGGCGCGGCGGGCAAGGCCAAGGCCAAGAAGGGCGGUGUCCGCAAAUACCUUCCCAACCCGGAGGAGAACUGGGGCCCCAAGAGCAGGCACGGGAGGAGGCCCGGCGUGGGGGGCAAGGGGAGGGAGUGUGCCGAGGUGGAAGCUGCUGGGACGUCGGAUGGGGAUGGGGGGGAUGCGGGGGAUGGGGAUGAGGUUGGAGGGAAGAGGGGGGGCGGCGGUGUGGAGGACGAGGAGGGGCGCAAGCGGAGCAAGGUGGGCGUGUGA
Messenger RNA from Ostreobium quekettii, 1839 nucleotides. NCBI's taxonomy places the organism in Eukaryota, Viridiplantae, Chlorophyta, Ulvophyceae, Bryopsidales, Ostreobiaceae. The record is from the annotation of a GenBank genome assembly.